UGUAUCCUCUGGCUUCUACUCUGAGGGUGAAUUCAAAGAUGUUCAACGCAUACCUUACAACUGUACACAAGUUUCUUCAUGUGGCAAUAUCCUCAACAUUUCAUACCCAUUUCGACUCAAAGGAGACUCACCAAACUGUGGUGACUCCAACUACCAACUCUCUUGCGAAAACAAUCAAACUAUACUCAGCUUCGAUUCUCAAAGAUACUUGGUGAAGGCAAUCGACUACAACAACAGCACAAUCCGGAUUGCUGAUAUUGGCGUCCAGGAUGGUAAUUGCUCCUCUAGACCUAUUAAUUCUUUAUCAGCCUUUUACGAAGACGUAGGGGAUAUGGUGAAUGCUUGUAUUCGCUGUAUGAUUUUCCCACUACAGUCUACGAUCUAUAUUAUGUAAGCUGUGAGAGUCCAGUGAAUUCUAGCACUUAUGUGGAUGCUAAUUCUCCCUGCAUAAUCCAAUCCAAACCAAAUCAAUCAACAACAGAAGAUCAUAUCAUUAUGUACUGGUCGGUGAUGAUUUUAUGUAUACAGAGUUGAAAGUCUCGUGUGCCAUUGAUUUCAUCGCACAAACAAACUUUUCUCGCAACUACAACUUAUCUUACAUGGACAUCCAUAAGAAGCUUGCUUAUGGUAUGGAGCUUUCUUGGUCUACAAUUUCAUGUGCUGCUUGUAGAGGUAGACGCGGUUUUUGUCGUCUAGAGAACAACACCAUUAUCCAAUGCUGCGAGGAUUUCUACUGCAACACAACAUUCACCCCACCUAAGUGUGACUUACGAUGCAUGUUCAAAUAUUAUUUCUACGAUAGGGUUACGGAAGCCAUAUACGACAACCGCCUGUUGCUAGAGCACAAGGUGCUCGGUAAGUUCUUAUUCUUCAAGUUUCUUUUAGCAUGUACAGUUAUAACUUAAAUGAAGUAAUUUCAUGCAAUUUUAAUAUGCUACUCUCCCUUUCACCCCACAAGAAGCACCGACAUUUCUUAGUCAUGCUAUAUUUGUCAUUAACUGCCAUAGAUGGUUUUCCAAUGCAGUACUGGUUCUUGUACCAAGAACAUUAUUUGGGUU
Molecule: messenger RNA, 1058 nt
Organism: Tripterygium wilfordii
Lineage: Eukaryota; Viridiplantae; Streptophyta; Magnoliopsida; Celastrales; Celastraceae
Exons: 3
Coding region: 519-905 (128 amino acids)
Source: RefSeq, a predicted model, not a curated record